Papilio xuthus (Asian swallowtail) is the source of this 3282-nucleotide messenger RNA. RefSeq names its product ENL/AF9-related super elongation complex transcription factor. Gene Ontology annotation, molecular function: chromatin binding. The transcript is spliced from 3 exons. Gene Ontology annotation, cellular component: transcription elongation factor complex. The coding region runs from base 357 to 2585 and encodes 742 amino acids. NCBI's taxonomy places the organism in Eukaryota, Metazoa, Arthropoda, Insecta, Lepidoptera, Papilionidae. Gene Ontology annotation, biological process: positive regulation of DNA-templated transcription. The record is from RefSeq and is a predicted model, not a curated record.
GUUAAAUGAAAAACAUUUAACUGUACCAUCAGCAGGUUGAGGAGGACUCAGUAGUUGAUUCAACUAGAUUCGUUGAAUCAACGCUCAUCACUAGUUUCGUCGACUGUCGAUAUCUAAAUAAUACCUAUAUGUGCCUAUCUAUAUCUAUAGGAAGAAGAACUGGAUAUCUGAAUAUGGCGGACAAAAAUAACAAGGGCGCUAAAAGAUUUUUUUCUAUAUUUGUGACAUUUUUGUAAACAGUGCAAGAUUAAACUAUAUAUAAGUGUUAUGUUUAUGUGUUAUUCAGCAAAGAUAUUGACGUGGAAUAGUACGUAUUAUUAAAUAAUACUGGUGUCAACACAAUUAAACAGUGCAAAAUGUCAACGAUUAAAGUAUGUUUUGAGAUAGGACACACAGCUUCGUUGAAAUCCAAGAAGUCACCAGAAGGAUUUACUCAUGACUGGGAAGUCUUCGUGCGCGGCACAGAAGGCGCUGAUAUCAGUCAUUUUGUUGAAAAAGUGGUUUUUCAUCUCCAUGAAACUUUUCCUAAACCCAGAAGAGUUGUAAAGGAGCCACCAUUUUCGAUAAGUGAAUCAGGUUAUGCUGGUUUUAUUUUCCCAAUUGAAAUAUAUUUAAAAAAUAAAGAUGAACCCAAAAAGAUCACAUUCUCAUAUGAUUUUACAUUACAACGCACAGGUUCUCUUAAAGAUAGGUUUAUUUUUCAAAACCCAAAUGAUGAUUUUAAAAAGAAGUUAUUAAAAGGUGGAGGUAUAGUAACAACAAACAAUGCAUUUUACACAAAUCCUGAUCAGGAAAAUAGAAGCAGAGACUCAUUUACCGAAGAGAAACAACAGCUUGUAAGUAAACCUAAAUUAUCCUCGGAAAAUAUAAAAAAACAUAAAUCUAAAGAGUAUAAAGAAGAAAUGCCACAUAAAACCAGUAGUUUUGAAACUUUAUUUGGUGCUCCAAUACAAAAACCACCUAAAGUCUCACCAGAUCCAAAAAAAGUUGAAAAAAAUGCAAAUACACUCAAACCUCAGAAAAAGGAAAAAGAUAGGUCCAGCUCUGAUAAGAAGUCAAAACAUGAACACAAAGAACCUAAGCCAGAGAAAGUUAAAACGAAAGAUGAGAAGGAGAAAUUAAAAGCUGAGAAAAUAAAAAAUCAUAAGGAUGCAGAAAGAUCUAAAGAUAAGCCCAGUAAGAGACCAAAUGAAAGACCACCUUCCCCAGAUUUAGUUAAGAAGCGCUGUGUUAGCCCAUUAAGAAGGACACAAAGUCCAUCACAGAGGUCUAAUAGUGCAUCUAGCAUAAAAGAAGAAUACAAAUCAAAGCAUUUAUCAGAAAAUUUUGAAUCAAAGAAACCAAAGAAUGAAGUUGAAUCUAGGCCAGUAGAAGUUAAAGUUGAGAAAGAGGGUAAGGAGAAAAAGAAAAAAGAGAAGAAAAGCCAUGACCGGGACAAAGAAAGAAAGGAAAAAAAAGAACAUAAGAAAGACAGCCACAAACUGAAAGAUUCACCUAAAGAGUCGCCAAAAGAAAUACCUAAAGUAAAAGAAGUAAUAAAAGAAAAAGAACAAACUAGAGAUGCUUCACAUUCAAGAGAAAAACCACAAAAACCUGAAAAAAUUAUCAAUAAGUUUUCAAUAGAAAGACUCAGGAAAACACCUCCACCAGAAGCUGAAGAACAUGUUGAAAAUCGUAAAUCAAAAGAAAAAGGUGAUUCCGAAAGGAAACAUAAACACAAGAAAAAAGAUAAAAAAAGAGAUGAGUCAAAGGAAAAGCACAAAGAAUCUAGCAAAGAGAAAAAGAGUAAACAUGAAAAAGUUGUUAAAGAACCACCUCCCGAAAAACCUGAAAUUAUUGAACAUAGAGAAACUCCUAACCUCAAAGAACGCUCAAUACCAGAACCAGCAUCACCAAUAUCAAUAGAUACUGCAUCACAGUGCAGUUCCAAGAGUGGCCUUGUAAAGGCUUCCCACAUAAGUACAGAGGAUGUAAAUAGCAGUCAUUCUGACUCUGAAGUAUCUCUGAUUGCUGAUGAGGAAGAUAUUAAAGUAAAAAUGGAAAAUCCUUCUCCUAUGGUCAAGCAUGAACCUUCCCCCGAACCUGAACCAGAGCCAGAACCGGAAGCAGAACCCGAGUUAGAACCAGUAGUUGAACCUCCACCUGUACAACAAAAGGAGAAAUCAAAGAAGCACAAAGAUAGAUCAAAACGUGAAGAGAAACGUCGGAAACGAAAAGCAGCAGAAGAAGAAGAAAUCGAGAGUAGAAAGGUGGCAAAAACUAAUGAAUUAAGUUUAUCAAAUGACACUGAACGUGGAGAAAGCAGUGGAUCAGUAUCAGCUGAAACUAAAGUGCAAGACAACGGUGUAUCAAGUAGUCUCGGUGAAGAUGCUGAGCCAGGUGACCUGUCACCUGAUUAUAUGGUGCAACUACGUGGUCUGCAGCAAAGAAUCAUGAUGAUCAAGAAUAAUGAAGAUUUAGAGAGGGUUGUGAACCUUAUUGCUGAGACUGGACGAUAUGAAGUAACAACUCAAACAUUUGAUUUUGAUUUAUGUAUGUUAGACCGAUCCACAGUACAGCAACUUAUACAGUUAGUAGGAUGCUAACUUAGUUUUACUUGUUAAAGUUAUUGUAAAUAAUGCUUUGGUAGCAACUGUACAGAGAUAGUUUGAAAUAUAUUGGCCACAGCAAGAUUAGGCAGGCCAUUUGUAGCAUUGUUGUUACAGCGCAAAGUGUUUGCCUAAUUCUGUAUACAAGUGUGGUGCUGCAAGCGGUUAUAAUUUUUGUUACGGUUAGAAAUAAUCUCAUAUACAUUUACUUUGAAUAGUAAUAAUGUGACACUACUCAUCACUAGAGUUCUGAAGUGCAAUACUAUAGGCAUAAAGUUAUAAGACUGUUGAAAGAUUGUUAAAAAGUAUUGUAUAUUUUGUACAUUUAUUGUAUUGAUUGAUUAUAAUUUAAGUUAAAGAGCUCGAGAGUUUUUAAUAAACCUCCUGAGUCAUGAUGACUGUGAGAGGCUAUGUUUAUGUAAUGCUGAUGUUGCAUUUCGUGUUAACUUAAUAGUAAUGGUCAACACAAAUAAUAAUAUUUAUUUCAUAUAUUAUCAUUUCAUUCUUUUUUUCGUUCUAAUAUAUUUUAAGAUUGGCUUUUAAUUUUGAAUGUAAUUAUGAAAUAAUUAUAUAAUAGUCGCUACAUCACAAUAAAAUGCGAGUUUUUACAAACGUGAUUAACAAUAAUAAUUUUUCAUUGUUUUUUUUCAAUAGCUCCCAAUCGGCUAUGCUUUCUUGCGAGCCUUUGUAUAUU